GUGGAUUCAAAACACUAUAGGAAUGCAUGCAUUUUCUACUGAAAUGUGUUCGUUUGAAGGACAUUUCCUUCGGCAUGAUGUACAAGACGAGCAAAUUCACGAAAAACGUCGUUUUAAGAUAACAUUUUAGCUUUUUUAUGUCUCGUUGUCAACAUUGAAAACUUUCAAAACACAACCGCCGUAAUUACGGUAGAAGUUGGCAGGUUGGUGAGGCAGACAUUUUUUUUUAUGCGCGUUUAAAAGGAUUAGUACGGUAGACCAGCCGCGCCUACGUUCCAGGAAGCGUGAAGAAAGCUCUCGUUAAAUGAAAGAAGUGAGCUCUUGCAGGUCUCACGAAAUCGUUGUCAGUUGUAAGUGGUGAGCCAAGAACAAGGAAGAUGUUUUCACCGCGGGUCAUGAAAACUGCAUCGUUCUUAAUGUGUAGAGGGUUUUCCACUGGUCAAAUGUGCCGACAAGGGAAAGCUCCAGAUAUGGCUGAGGGAAACACAUUUUUACUUGUGAGCAAUGUUCGCAACAGGCUGAGAGAGAUAGUCGGAGCGUCCACCAACUGGAAAGAUCAUCAACAAGCAUUAGCCGAGCGUGCUUCACUAAGCCAGUAUCUUGCUCAGAGUCAAGAUGAACUUCCUGCAAAGACAAUGAAGGACAGUGCAAUUGAGGCGCAUCUUCCUCUGGGUACCCAGCCUGCCUUGAGAGAGAAAUACCUUAACUAUCACAACAGUGUCAGGUUUGGAAGGAUUUUGGAGGACCUGGACAGUUUAGCAGUGCUCAUCUGUUACUCUCACACAUGGAAUAAGGAGCUGAAAAGAUCCCCGCUGUCUAUUGUCACCGCCCUAGUGGACAAGAUCGACAUGAGAAAAAACAUCAUCUACCCAGACUGUGACAUCAAGUUCACAGGUCAUGUGACAUGGGUUGGCAAAACUUCAAUUGAAGCUAAAAUGCACAUGUCUCAGUAUCAUGAAGGGGCGUACACUGAUGUAUUAGAUGCCACUUUUGUAAUGGUGGCUAGAGACCCUGAAAACAAAAGGGCCGCUUUUAUAAACCCAUUAAAACUAGAAAGUCCAGAGGAAGAAGCAAUUUUUCAACAAGGAGAGAUUAACAAGACGAGGCGUGUGGAGCUGAGCACAGCGUCUCUUCUGAAAGUGGCUCCCACAGCUGAGGAGAGGACUCUCAUUCACAACCUGUUCCUCAACACUCUAGACGCACGAACAGUCAGCUUCCGGAGUCGUAUUUUGCCUCCCAACUCAAUGUGGAUGGAAGAUGCCAAAAUGAAAGGGCUUGAAAUUUGCCACCCACAGGAAAGAAAUAUAUUUAACCGGAUAUUUGGUGGUUUUUUGAUGAGAAAAGCCUACGAGCUUGGUUGGGCGAAUGCCUGUGCAUUUGCCGGGUGUAGACCAACGCUGGUUGCUGUAGAUGACAUUGUAUUCCGGAAGCCAGUAGAAAUCGGCUCUUUGCUAUUGCUGUCCUCACAGGUUUGUUACACAGAAGGGAUGCACAUCCAGGUCAGGGUUCACACAGAGGUUCUUGACCCAUUGACUCGGCAGCACAACACUACCAAUGUGUUUCACUUCACUUUUCGUGUUGAGAAGGAUAUCCCAGCUGUUGUCCCACAGAGCUAUGGAGAAUCUAUGCUUUACCUGGAUGGAAAGAGGCACUUUGAUGAGACCAUGAGGAGCCAAGGUUGAGAAGGAUGAGAGGAUGUGCUGAAAGGAUGAGAAUCCUGCCAAAGCUGAGAGGAUGGUCACCACUGUAGUUACAUGAGAGCGUGUAUAUGUGGAUUCGACUAUUAGUUUGUAGUCCAGUUUAUUUUAUAUUCACAAUAUAUCUUAUUUUUUGCUGCAUUUUACAUAAAUGUAAACUAUUAUUUUUUCACUAUUUUAAACAGUGGGAGAGGAGCAUUUAUUCAAAUGUUUUUUCUUGAUUGUGGCAAUACUGAACCUAUUUAAUCAAGACUAAUAACAGACCGUGUUUUGUUUGCACUACGAUGCCGAGUGAUUUUGGUUGUACUGGUGGAAUUAACCAGUUUUGUACAGUUACUGAUUUGAAUGCAGCCAAAGCAAUUCACUGAACAACUGGUAUCCCAGAAAAGUAUGUUUAGUAUAUGCAGAAAUUCAGAGAAUAAGUCCUGUCUUCCUUUCUUCAUCUCCUCAAAAGAAAACAAAGAUAUCCCAAACCGCAGAUCAAAUCUCAAAAACACUCCAAAAACUGUACCAGACACAUCCGCUGUGUGUUUUCCUGUUAAAUCUUCCUAUGUUUUAGAAUGCUGACAAAUAGGUUUUUAUAUAGAUACAUGUCUUUUUUUUUUUUAUUGUUUUAAAUGCAACAAACAACCAUGGGCCUUUCCAAAAGAUGGUAGUAUGGUUCAAAAAUGGACUCUGUAGGAUUUAAAAAAAAAUGUAAGUGGAAGUAAGUUCAGGGGGAUUAAUAUGAUACCUUUAAUGUACACACUACCUGUACCAGGGUGAUCCAAAAACGAAUGCAUGCCAUACAAAAUGUCAUUUUAAAAAUUGUAUAAGUAUUGUUUGUUUGUUUCAUAUAACACAGAAUCAUGUUUAUUUACAUCUGUAUUAAUGGGCUAGCAUUAGCCUUACGUAUAACGCACAUUGCAGAUGUGUAUUCUCUUUUUAUUUAUUCUAUGAGCGAAAGUGUCCAAUGGUAUUUGUAUGGUCAUGUGAUCAAAACAGGCUCCGUGUACAAUAAAGUAGUAUUAGCGUGCA
Puntigrus tetrazona (Sumatra barb) is the source of this 2714-nucleotide messenger RNA. Its product is annotated as acyl-coenzyme A thioesterase 9, mitochondrial-like. Gene Ontology annotation, molecular function: fatty acyl-CoA hydrolase activity. Gene Ontology annotation, biological process: acyl-CoA metabolic process. The transcript has 16 exons. Gene Ontology annotation, cellular component: mitochondrion. The record is from RefSeq and is a predicted model, not a curated record. NCBI's taxonomy places the organism in Eukaryota, Metazoa, Chordata, Actinopteri, Cypriniformes, Cyprinidae. The coding region runs from base 378 to 1682 and encodes 434 amino acids.